UGCCCGCCAUCGGUUGGGAUCGGCAUUAUAAAAGCCCUAAGGAGCGCGUUGCCAAAAUCCUCUCUCCUUACUGCGAGAUUUCCUUUCUUUGUUGUCUUUCCCUUUUCCCUUCGACUUCACAUAAUUUUUAACUUCAGGUACUUCGAAGAAUGUUUAUAUGUGGGGUAAAGGGUCGAUGGAAUUGAAGCAGCUUUAGCUAUUGACUUUUGUUAGUUCCAUUUUUUGGAAAGAUGGUUCUUCUACUAUUGUAAAAUUUGCUGGUGGUGGUGGUGGGCUUUCAUGCUUUUGCCUCUUCUUACCUCUUUAUUUCCAUGUCGAGCAUAAAUUGAGAAAUCCAACGGAAAGAGGUCUCGUUCUAGCUGAAGUCCCCCUCCCUCCGUGGGAACCUAGACUGAUCCUGAAACGGCUACUUCCUGACCCUACCUAUUCUGCCUUUCGAUCUCAAUUACCUUGAAGCCGAAUUGGGCAUUUACGAAGGGGAAGCGAAAGCCCACACCAAGGCUUUUGGAGGGGAAGCUCGCUCGCUAACUUUGCACUUCGGCCAAAAUGCCGAAAAAAGGCUAAGGCCGAAGGAGGUCUGACUCCUUCGCUCAAGGUAGAUGUCUGGUUGAUAACCCAUAAAUGGAGAUAAAGACUUGCGGGAAGCCAAUUGAUUCUUUGCUGGAGAAGGUUCUAUGCAUGAAUAUUCUGUCUUCUGAUUACUUUAAGGAGCUAUAUCGUUUGAAGACAUACCAUGAAGUCGUUGAUGAGAUUUAUAACCAAGUUGAUCACGUGGAGCCAUGGAUGACUGGUAACUGUCGUGGCCCUUCAACAGCAUUUUGCCUUCUGUACAAGUUUUUCACCAUGAAACUUACUGUUAAGCAAAUGCAUGGGCUGUUAAAGCAUGAGGAUUCUCCUUACAUCAGAGCGAUUGGAUUUCUCUACUUAAGAUAUGUUGCAGAUCCAAAGACUCUCUGGAAUUGGUUUGAACCGUAUGUUAAAGAUGAUGAGGAAUUUUCACCAGGAUCCCAUGGACGAAUGACUACAAUGGGUGUUUAUGUGCGUGAUUUGCUCCUUGGACAGUAUUACUUCGAUACCCUUUUCCCUCGUAUUCCGGUUCCUGUAUUGCGGCAAGUUGUAUCUAAUCUUGAAAAGUUGAAGCUACCAAGCAAGCAUUCAGGUGUGACAGGGGAAACACAUCGAAUAGGGUCUGAAGACACUGCACGGCGGCCCCCUUCUGUUAAAGCUUCACUUUCAGUUUCCUUUGGACAACGAGCUCCACAUCGUGCCUCAACUAGGGAUUCGUCUCCUGUUCGUCGUACGCUGCCAUCAUCUGCAAAUGAUAGAGAUAACAACGAUGAUCUACGAAGAUCUCCAAGCAUUCGCCGUAGUCAAAGUCGUGAACAUCCAGAUAGUAGGGAGAGGAGCAGGGAUAGAGAGUUUGACAGGGAGAGGAGCAGGGAUAGAGAUUAUGACAGGGACAGAGAUAGAGGAAGGGAUAGGGACCGAGAUCGAGAACAUGAUCGGGACAGAGAGAAGUAUAGAGAUCGGGAAAGGGACCGAGAUAGAGAAAGAGAGAAAGCCAGGGAUAGGGAAAGGGACAGAGAGCGUGAUAGAGAACGAAGUUAUGAUUACGAUCGAAGGACUCAUUACAGUGACAGAGAGAGUCGAAGGGACUUUGAAAGGAGUAGCCGUGAUGGUGGCACCAGGCAUUAUCGAAGAAGUCGUAGCCGAAGUAGGAGUCGGAGCAGAAGUAGAAGUCUACAAACGCAUCACGAGAGAGAGCCAAGUCCUGCAAGGGGCGGAACAACAGAGAAGGCAUCUGUGAUAUCGAGCAAUCUGGCAAAACUAAAAGAUAUAUAUGGUGAUGUGAGCGAGCAGAAAGGGGAUUCGAGCAAAGUUAAUAGAAGAGAUGGUAGUGGUGAAGAAGUGAUUAGACUGGGCGGUUCCUGGAAAUAGUGAAUGAUGAAUGGUCUCAAAUACAAAGGACCUCCACUCCACUGUAUUCAAUCACAUGUUAUCUUCACUUAGAAAACAAAUUUUAGUCUUUUAUUGGAAAAGGAAGAAAAAUCAAUGUAUUUGUCACUUCGAGUUUAUAGCAUUUAUGCAUCAUCUCUCCUCCCCCGAUCAAAUUUAUUUUAUCUUAUCAGUUGAAUGCCUUGAAGACUUCAGGCAAAAUGUAAUUCAUGCAACCAUUGUGGCUGUGUAUUAGGUUAAGCUUGACUUCAUUAAUGGUUCCUCUUCUAUUUUGUGGACAAUGAUUUCUAUUCUUUCUCAAAAAAAUCAUAUACUUUCAUCUGUAAAUUAUAAAUUAUUUUGCA
Molecule: messenger RNA, 2300 nt
Organism: Cucumis sativus (cucumber)
Lineage: Eukaryota; Viridiplantae; Streptophyta; Magnoliopsida; Cucurbitales; Cucurbitaceae
Product: pre-mRNA splicing factor SR-like 1
Exons: 7
Coding region: 622-1938 (438 amino acids)
Cellular component (GO): precatalytic spliceosome
Source: RefSeq, a predicted model, not a curated record